Linepithema humile (Argentine ant) is the source of this 1789-nucleotide messenger RNA. The record is from RefSeq and is a predicted model, not a curated record. NCBI's taxonomy places the organism in Eukaryota, Metazoa, Arthropoda, Insecta, Hymenoptera, Formicidae.
GAUAACAUGUGCAUUAAGCGUCAUUUUAUUUUGAAAUUCAGUUGAAAGACGAAGUGCUGAGGUUUGAUUGAUAUCGCGUUGAAUGUUUCUUCACAUGAUGUUGUUAAAGCAAUUGUUGAUUUUUUGUGUACUAAUCGGACUGGCGAUAGCAUCGAAGCCGUUAUCAAUUUUACUGGUAGAACCUAUUAUGUCAACCAGUCAUCAUCUUUGGGCGAUGACUCUAGUUAAAGGUUUGCUUCGCAGAGGUCAUCAUAUACACGUAGUGAGCAUCCAUGAAGCCAACAUUGAAGGUCAACUCGCGCAGAACUUAACUUAUGCAGUAAGUUUUUGAAGGAGUAAUGGAACAAAUCACCGAAGAUGUGGAUUAUAAUCCAGCUGAAUGGGAACAGUAUAGUGUACUUUAUACGGCAUACUUUACAUAUAAUUGGGGAUUUCUUUCAUGUGAAAUGGCAAUAAAAACUAAAGCUGCGGAAAAACUGCAAGAAAUGAUUAAGAAUGUCGAAUUUGACGUUAUAAUACAGGAUGUAACGCUGAAUCAGUGUCUAUAUAGCUUGUGGGAGAUCGCUAAAGGUCGGCCACCUGUAGUGGGCUAUAUUCCAUUCGGUCCUGCACCUUGGUUCAAGGAUUACAUUGGCGAUUUCCAUUAUCCGACUAUACGACCUUAUACUCACGCAGCAAUUGCGAAACCUACCGGUAUCUGGCAAAGAACGUGGAAUGCUCUUUAUUAUGUCGUGGAUGAUCUCAUUCGACACUAUUAUUACUUGCCCAAUCAACAACGCUUGGCUGAACAAUAUGUAGGUCAUGAAAUUAGACCACUGCAUGAAAUAGAGAAAAAUAUUAGCAUCGUACUGAUCAAUACUCAUUCCUCAUUCGAAUCUGCGAUUCCGUUGCCGCCGAACGCCUUGGAAAUUGGAGGAAUUCAUGCUCAAAAAGUACAACCGAUUCCUGGCGAAGUGCCUGUAACAAUUCCUGAGAACAUCCGUAAGUUUCUUGAUGGUGCCGAAAACGGAGCUAUCGCGAUAUCAUUGGGGACAAAUGUACAAUGGAAAGCAAUCGAUAUGGAUAAACUUAAGACUGUUGCAUUGGCGUUAUCAAAGUUAAAACAACGAGUACUUUGGAAACUUGACAUUGAAGUACCAUUUCAAAUGGCGGACAACGUGAUGACUGUGAAGUGGAUGCCGCAGGACAAAGUUUUGACUCACAAAAAUAUAAAAGCAAUUUGGACACAUGGUGGUCUUCUUAGCACGCAGGAAGCUAUCUGGAAAGGUGUGCCAAUAAUCGGAAUGCCUUUUUUCAUGGAUCAAAAAUGCAAUGUGGAUAUAUUAGUAACCAAAGGCGUGGGUGUAUACUUGGACGUCAAAACUUUGUCGACAGAAAUCAUAUUAAGUGCAAUUGAAAAAGUACUUUAUGAUGAAAGUUAUACAAAAAAUAUGAAACGACUAUCCCGUGAAUUCCGGGAUCGACCAGUGCCGCCUUUAGAUUUAGCGAUUUGGAGCAUCGAAUAUGCCGUCCGUCAUCCAAAUGGGAGUUUAGCAUCGCCGAUGAGAUCACAGAGUUGGGUGGAAAAGAAUUUAAUCGAUAUCUACGCAUUUGUACUUCUUAAUCUCAUUAUAAUAACGUCGGUUACAUUUUUCGUAACGAAGACAUUGUAUAAAUUUUAUUACAAUUAUGUAUAUACUGCAUCUAAAUUGCGCAAAAGCAAACAGUCAUAAACCACUCAAAUAUUAAUAAUUUUUGCGUAUAUAUUGUUCUUAUUGUUAAUUUAAAAAAAAUUAAAUUUUAAUUACAA